This is a messenger RNA of Carassius auratus (goldfish), 1246 nucleotides long. RefSeq names its product homocysteine S-methyltransferase YbgG-like. Gene Ontology annotation, molecular function: S-adenosylmethionine-homocysteine S-methyltransferase activity. NCBI's taxonomy places the organism in Eukaryota, Metazoa, Chordata, Actinopteri, Cypriniformes, Cyprinidae. The record is from RefSeq and is a predicted model, not a curated record. The coding region runs from base 234 to 1160 and encodes 308 amino acids. Gene Ontology annotation, biological process: S-methylmethionine cycle. The transcript has 8 exons.
UGUUGUUAUAGUGUGUGGACUUUGACUCUGGUUUCGCUUCAGUGUUACUGUUUACCAGAACUGUUAAGCAAUUAGUUACAAUGUAUACAAUGUAGCGUGCUUUAGCUUAAAAAACUGCAAAUCUGUAACAAUGAGAGACAAAGGUCUUUUGCUAUAACGUUAUUUCAAAAGUGAUUUCAUGUUUAGUUGAGGUUUACACUUGAAAGGUAUUUCCACGAACCACAUCUGUCAAAAUGGAAACCAGUCCGUUCAUUCUAGACGGAGGUCUGGCGACAGAACUUGAAGCAAGUGGAUUUCAGUUGCAGGGAGAUCCCCUAUGGAGUGCAAGGAUUUUGCAUACAAACCCAAAGGCCAUUAAGGACGUACAUUUCAGAUUUCUUAAAAGCGGUUCUGAUGUCAUAACAACAGCCACAUAUCAGGCCAGCAUUGAGGGAUUCGUGAAAUAUCUUGGUGUCCGUCCUGAGGAGGCUCAGCAGAUGAUAAUAUCAGGGGUUCAGCUGGCAAAAGAGACCGUCCGUGAGUUCAUGUCUCACUCACCCAUAUCAGAAGACAGAAGAGAGCCUGUGGUUGCAGGUUCAGUGGGACCGUAUGGGGCAUUUUUACAUGAUGGGUCUGAGUAUACAGGGGCCUAUGAGGACAAGAUGACAAUGGAGGAGCUGAAAGACUGGCAUCGUCCACAGAUCCAGUGCUUAGUAAAAGCCGGAGCUGAUCUUGUUGCCAUGGAGACCAUUCCAGGUCUCAAAGAGGCGGAGGCUUUGGUGGAAGUCCUCCGAGAAUUUCCAGAAGCUAAAGCCUGGCUUUCCUUUUCUUGUAAGGACUUUCAGAAUAUUUCAAGCGGGAGGAGAUUUUCUGAGGCGGUUCAGGUGGCUUGUAGGUCCUCACAGCUGGUUGCAGUGGGGGUGAACUGCUGUCCCGCUCCGUUAGUGAAACCACUUCUAGAGUCAGCCAAGUCACACAAGAAAGCAGAUUUGAGCUGGGUGGUCUACCCUAAUAGUGGAGAAGGAUGGGACCCCAAGACCGGAUGGAAAAACGAGAAACGGACAUCAUUUGCCAAACUAAGUCUCGACUGGAAAGAACAAGGGGCUUUGUGGAUUGGUGGCUGCUGUCGUGUUGGUCCUGCUGAUAUAACUGAGCUGAAACAGCAACAUGACAUCAUUUAGUUUAUUCUGAAAUAAUGCAGUGAUGUAUACGAAGGUGUAUAAAUAUUUUAUUCAUAAAUAAAAAGAAUACAAUAAUAAUAGACUAG